Molecule: messenger RNA, 4888 nt
Organism: Drosophila arizonae
Lineage: Eukaryota; Metazoa; Arthropoda; Insecta; Diptera; Drosophilidae
Gene: Egfr
Product: epidermal growth factor receptor
Biological process (GO): negative regulation of apoptotic process; neurogenesis; cell surface receptor protein tyrosine kinase signaling pathway
Cellular component (GO): signaling receptor complex; plasma membrane; basal plasma membrane
Molecular function (GO): ATP binding; transmembrane receptor protein tyrosine kinase activity
Source: RefSeq, a predicted model, not a curated record
UUUUUCGUCGAUAUCUUUUGAGCUGACAACGCGAAAAACAACACGCUCAAAACCGAGCUGAAAGUGUCAAGCAGAAGACGGAAAGCAGCCAGAACGCUGCAAGUGUUGUGGCCCGUUUCAGAAUCUGUCAUAGACACACACUCAUGACGUCACAGACGUCAUAGACUCAAUCCGCAAAUAAGUUGCCCGUGAGAUGCGCAUCUUCAAAUUGUUCAGGCGCCGCGGCAGCAGCUUCUACUUGCCAUUGCUGCUGCUGCUGCUGGUCCACUGCAUCUGCAUGUGGCCCGUCCUGGCGGCCAGGGAUCGCUAUGCCCGCCAGAACAGCAAGCAGCGCCAUCAGGAUGCCUAUCGCAGCAAUGCCAGCCGUGCACGCAAUCGCGGCGGAGGCAGUGGCAAUCACGAGCGGGCUGCAGCGGCGGCAGCGGCAGCGAGCAGCGCUGCGCUCAUCGCUAGCGGCAGCUCCAUCGGCGACAACAACAAGGACACAUUCCCCAAGGGCAAAAUUUGCAUUGGCACAAAGAGUCGUCUGUCUGUGCCCUCGAAUCGAGAGCAUCAUUAUCGCAAUCUGCGCGAUCGUUACACGAACUGCACCUAUGUCGAUGGCAAUUUGGAGCUAACCUGGCUGCAGGAUCCCAACCUGGACCUGAGCUUCCUGGCCAACAUACGUGAGGUAACGGGCUAUAUACUGAUCAGUCAUGUGGAUGUGACGAAUGUGAUAUUUCCCAAACUGCAAAUCAUUCGCGGCCGCACGCUGUUCAGCCUGACUGUUGAGGAGGAGAAAUACGCCCUGUUUGCCACAUACUCGAAGAUGAACACCCUGGAGAUGCCCGAGCUGCGCGAUAUACUCGCUGGCUGGGUUGGCUUCUUCAACAACUACAAUCUGUGCCACACGCGCUCCAUUGUGUGGCGCGAGAUUCUGUCGGGCGCCAACGACGACUACAACUACACGUACACCUUUACGGCCGCGGAGCGCACGUGCCCGGCGUGCCAUCCGUCGUGCGAGCGCGGCGCUUGCUGGGGCGAGGGAGCGCACAAUUGCCAGAAGUUCAGCAAGAUCACCUGUGCGCCGCAGUGUGCGCAGGGCCGUUGCUUCGGCUCUGGCCCGAGGGACUGCUGUCACCUGUUCUGCGCUGGCGGCUGCACGGGACCCACGCAAAAGGAUUGCAUCGCGUGCAAGAACUUCUUCGAUGACGGCGUCUGCAAGGAGGAGUGCCCGCCCAUGCGCAAAUACAACCCGACCAACUAUGAGCUGGAGGCCAAUCCCGAGGGCAAGUACGCCUAUGGCGCGACCUGUGUGCGUGAGUGUCCGGGACACUUGCUGAAGGACAAUGGCGCCUGCGUGCGCAGCUGCCCCUCGGACAAAAUGGCCAAGGACGGCGAAUGCGUCGCCUGCAACGGACCCUGCCCCAAGACCUGUCCCGGCAUUGCGGUUCUUCACUCCGGGAACAUUGACUCGUUCAAGAACUGCACCGUGAUCGAGGGCAACAUCCGAGUGCUGGACCAGACCUUCUCGGGCUAUCAGGACAUCUAUGCGAACUACACGAUGGGCGCACGCUACAUACCCAUGCAUCCCGAUCGCCUCGAAGUCUUCUCGACGGUCAAAGAGAUCACCGGCUAUCUGAAUAUCGAGGGAGUGCAUCCGCAGUUCAAGAAUCUCUCCUACUUUCGCAAUCUGGAGGUCAUUCACGGUCGCCAGCUCAUGGAGAGCUACUUUGCCGCCCUGGCCAUUGUCAAGUCCUCGCUAUCCAGCCUGGAGCUGCGCAGUCUGAAGCGCAUCAACUCCGGCAGCAUCGUCAUACAGCACAACACGCAGCUCUGCUAUGUGAGCAGCAUACACUGGGCCGCGAUUCAGAAGACCAACGAUCAGAAGCUGUUCAUCAAUGAGAAUCUAAAUACGUCCGAGUGUCGCAAAACGGGUCAAAUCUGUUCGGAUCAAUGCAACAGCGAUGGCUGCUGGGGCGCUGGACCGGAGCAGUGCUUGAACUGCAAGAGCUUCAACUACAAUGGCACCUGCAUAGCCGACUGUCGCAAUGUCUCCAACACCUACCAGUUCGAUUCGAAGACCUGCAAGAAAUGCCAUCCGGAGUGCCGCACCUGCUCCGGCCCCGGCGCCGAGCACUGCGACGAGUGCGUUCAUGUGCGCGACGAGCAGCACUGCGUGACCGUCUGUCCGGAUGACAAGUACGCGGACUUUGGCAUCUGCCGCAAGUGCCACGAGACGUGCGAGGGCUGCACCGGACCCAAGAACACGAUUGGACACGGCGCCUGCAAUACGUGCAAUCUGGCCAUCAUCAAUGCGGACGCGACGGUGGAGCGCUGCUUGCGCAAGGACGACAAGUGCCCCGACGGCUACUACUGGGAGUAUGUGCAUCCGCAGGAGCAGGGCUCGCUCAAGCCGUUGGCCGGCAAGGCCAUCUGUCGCAAGUGCCAUCCGCGCUGCGAGCUGUGCACCAACUAUGGCUUCCAUCUGCAGGUCUGCUCCAAGUGCGCGCGCUACAAGCGACUGGAGCAGUGCGAGGACGAGUGCCCGAGCGAUCACUAUGCGGAUGAGGAGAGGCGCGAGUGUUUCGUUUGCCAUCCGGAGUGCAAGGGCUGCACGGGUCCCGGCGCGGAGGACUGCUUGGCCUGUGUCAACUUCAAGGUGUUUGCCGAGGGCGAGGUCUACGACAAUUCGACCAUGUUCAACUGCACCUCCAAGUGCCCGGCGGAGCAGCCGCAUGUCAACUACCAAUCGCACUUCAUUGGACCGCACUGCGUGUCCAGUCCGCCACGCGGCUCCAAGGUGACCGCCAACCUCAAUGUGAACAUGAUCAUCAUCAUCUUUGUGGCCGUCUUCAUACCUGUGCUCUGUGUGCUCUGCGUCAUCAUCUACAUCUGCCGGCAGAAGCAGCAGGAGAAGAAGGAGACCGACGAUUUGGCCAAAGUAUUCUUCGGCUGCGAUGACGCGGAGCCGCUGCGUCCCUCCAACAUGGGCGCCAAUCUCAGCAAGCUGCGAAUCGUCAAGGAUGCGGAAUUGCGUAAAGGCGGCGUCUUGGGCAUGGGCGCGUUUGGACGUGUCUACAAGGGUGUCUGGGUGCCGGAGGGCGAGAAUGUCAAGAUACCUGUUGCCAUCAAGGAGCUGCUCAAGACGUCUGGCGCCGAGUCCAGUCAGGAAUUCCUCAACGAGGCCUACGCCAUGGCAACUGUGGAGCACGGCAAUCUGCUCAAGCUGCUGGCCGUCUGCAUGUCCUCGCAGAUGAUGCUGAUCACACAGCUCAUGCCGCUGGGCUGCCUGCUCGACUAUGUGCGCAACAAUCGGGACAAGAUCGGAUCCAAGGCGCUGCUCAACUGGUCCACCCAGAUAGCCAAGGGCAUGUCCUAUCUGGAGGAGCGGCGGCUGGUGCAUCGCGAUCUGGCCGCACGUAAUGUCCUGGUGCAGACGCCAUCGCUGGUGAAGAUUACGGACUUUGGCCUGGCCAAGCUGCUCAGCUUGGAGUCCAAUGAAUACAAGGCGGCCGGUGGCAAGAUGCCCAUCAAGUGGCUGGCGCUCGAGUGCAUCCGGCAUCGCAUCUUCUCCAGUAAGUCGGAUGUGUGGGCAUUUGGCGUGACGAUUUGGGAGCUGCUGACCUUUGGCCAGCGGCCACAUGAGAAUAUACUGGCCAAGGAUAUACCCGAUCUCAUCGAGAUGGGCCUGAAGCUGGAGCAGCCCGAGAUCUGUUCCCUGGACAUUUACUGCACCUUGCUCUCCUGCUGGCAGCUGGACGCCGAUCUGCGUCCGACGUUCAAGCAGCUGACCAACGUGUUUGCCGAGUUCGCUCGUGAUCCGGGCCGUUUCCUGGUCAUACCCGGCGAUAAGUUCACCAGGCUGCCCGCCUACACCAGCCAGGAUGAAAAGGAUCUCAUACGCAAGCUGGCGCCAACCACCGAUGGGUCGGAGCCCCUGGUCGAGGCCGAUGACUAUCUGCAGCCCAAGGCGGCGCCCGGUCCCAGCCAUCGCACUGAUGGCACCGACGAGAUACCCAAGCUCAAUCGCUACUGCAAGGAUCCCAGCAACAAGAAUUCGAACAGUGGCGGAGGCGUUGGGGAUGACGAAACCGACUCCAAUGCCCGCGAAGUGGGCGUGGGCAAUCUGCGACUUGAUCUGCCAGUCGAUGAGGAUGACUAUCUGAUGCCCACUGGCCAGAGUAAUGGCAGCAGCAACAACAACAACAACAGCAACAAUCCCAACAACAACAUGGCGGCAGCAGCCACGGGCUACAUCGAUGUGAUAGGCGUGCCCGUGAGCGUGGAUAAUCCAGAGUAUCUGCUGAAUGCACUCAGCGCUGGCGAGGCGCCCAUUCCCACCCAAACCAUUGGCAUACCUGUGGCAGGUGUGCCCGGCAGCAUGGAGGUGAAGAUGCCGGGCAGCGAGUCCACCAGCUCCGAUCAUGAGUACUACAACGAUACGCAACGUGAGCUGCAGCCGCUGCAAUUGCUGCGCAGUCGCAGCACCGAGACGCGAGUGUAGCCACACACCCUCACGCACACACACACACACACACACACACACACCCACACAUAUAUACAUACAUACUGCCAGAAUGUAACAAACCGUUUUUGGAUAUCAAUCUUGCCACGUAGUACCCAAGUGCCUUGUGAAGCCAUCGCCAGUUGCGGAUGCAGUUGCUGCCGAUGCGUGCCUUCUGAAUGCUGUUAUCAUAGAUAAAACCCCAUUCGUCUGUAGUUGUAUAAACCAAACUCCCCCUAUUUGAAUGUAAAGUCUCGUUAUUACACUGUAGCGUACUUAGCAAGACCUUUCCAUAUAUACAUAUGUAUCUAUAUGUCCCACUCUAUAUCAAACAACUUUAGAUACGUAGAGAACUAGUUGUAUAUUUUACGUAGCGCUUGUAGAUUCAAUGUAAUUACGAGA